GAGAAAUUAUGGUUCGACUCACAUUGGAUCUAGUUGCCAAGAACGUCAACCAAAGAAAUCGUAAAGAGGAGAGCAUUACACAGUUCUUGAAGAAAAUAACUCACCUAAACUUUUCAAAUAGAAACAUAGAUCUAAUUGAAGACCUCUCUGUGUGCAAAAACCUCAAUGUUUUAUAUUUGUAUGAUAACAACAUUAGCCAAAUCGAUAAUUUGAGUUUUGCAACAAAUCUUACACAUCUAUAUCUACAGAACAACAGCAUAUCAUGUAUGGAGAACCUCAGAUCAUUGAGGAAACUUGAGAAAUUGUAUCUGGGUGGCAAUCUCAUUGCCGUAGUAGAGUGUUUAGAAGGACUAGAUGAACUCCGAGAGCUACACCUUGAAAGUCAAAGACUUCCUCUUGGUGAAAAGCUUCUUUUUGACCCAAGAACUCUUCAGUCCUUGGCAAAUUCCCUCUCUAUAUUAAAUAUCAGCAAUAACAAUAUUGAUGAAAUAAGAGAAUUAGAAGUACUGGAGAAUCUCACUCAGCUUAUAGCAGUUGACAACCAACUUCUUCAUGUGAAGGAAUUGGAGCUUUUGCUGAAGAAGUUGACCAAACUGUGGAAAAUGAAUCUGAACGGAAAUCCUGUCUGCCUGAAGCCAAAAUACAGGGACAGGCUGAUAGUAAUAUCCUCAUCUCUAGAAAAUCUUGAUGGUAGAGACAUAAAACAAAUAGAAAGACAGUUCCUAAUGAACUGGAAAGCAUCCAAAGAAGCCAAGAAAAACAUGAAGAAAAAGAAUAUGAUGAAUGAUGCUUCAACCCUUCCAUAUGUAUCUAUGAAUCAACCCAUCAACUAAUUCCUGCUUAUUACAGUGCCCCACAGAUCAUGAAGGAUAACCAAAACCUGUUGCCCACAAUGAUGUACCUGAACCUUCCCAAAGCACCUCUACCCCUAAAAUAACAGUUAUAUUUAGUAAUAAGUCUUUUUGAUAAAAAAUCUAA
This is a messenger RNA of Gracilinanus agilis (Agile Gracile Mouse Opossum), 978 nucleotides long. It is a transcript of the gene PPP1R42, whose product is annotated as protein phosphatase 1 regulatory subunit 42. Lineage: Eukaryota; Metazoa; Chordata; Mammalia; Didelphimorphia; Didelphidae. The coding region runs from base 9 to 833 and encodes 274 amino acids. The transcript is spliced from 8 exons. The record is from RefSeq and is a predicted model, not a curated record. Gene Ontology annotation, molecular function: protein binding.